Molecule: messenger RNA, 1112 nt
Organism: Mytilus trossulus (common blue mussel)
Lineage: Eukaryota; Metazoa; Mollusca; Bivalvia; Mytilida; Mytilidae
Exons: 7
Coding region: 6-1112 (368 amino acids)
Source: RefSeq, a predicted model, not a curated record
CAAACAUGUCUGGAAACAGCAGUAGUGACGAUCAACAUGUUAUAGAGAGUAGAGAGGAGGAAGAGAGUAGAGAGGAGAAACUAAAACCAGGGGAGAAAAGAAAUUAUGACAACAAGUACCAGGAGAGAAACUGUAAAAUUAACGCCUUACAAAAGUCAAAAAGCAGAAUUGUCAAAAAUUUACAAAAAUUUGCAACCAAAUUGGAAAGAGAACAGGUAUAUGAGCCCGUUGAUACCCUCUUCCUCAUUAGGAGGAAGGGGAGUAAAGUAAUUAAAGCAUUUGGAUAUGGGGAAAUGAUUAAACGUUUUUCGGAAGGCCUCCCCAUUACAGACAAACUACCAUACAGCCAUAGGAAGAAGCUGCCAACUAUGCCUGAGGUGACCCCGGACCAAGAAGUCAUUCUGCUGACACCAGAGAAAGAUCCUUUCAACUUUGGUGUCGGCAGCGGGAGAAAUUUGGCCAGGGAGCAGAAAGAAAUGCUGGAGCAAAUGGAGAUUAAUGUGACACCAGCAGAUGUGAAUGUACUACCAUCAACAUCCACAUGUAACACCAACAGACCAGGCACCAGCAGUGAACCCAGCAACACUAACAGACCAAGUACCAGCAAUGAACCCAGCAACACUAACAGACCAAGUACCAGCAAUGAACAUGAUGAAUCAAGCAACACCAACAGACCAAGCACCAGCUAUGACCCAAGUAGCAGCAAUUUUGAUAUAAGAUCAGCAAAGAGGGCUCUGUAUGCCGAGUCAAGAAAAGAUAGAAGUAAUCAGAUCACCGGACAUGCCAGAGGAGGGGUAAGAGGUAAAGGAAAGGGUAGAGGAAAGUCAUCAGCCAUUAGAGGUAGAGGUAGAGGUAGAGAAACAACAUCAAAUCUCCCUCAGAAAAGAAAAAAGAUGUCUGACUUGUUUGAUGAACAGAGUGAUGAGGAUGAUGAGCCAGUGACAAAAAAGCAGAAAACCUGUUCUCAUACCUCGGAGAUUGUAGAAGACAGUGAGGAAGAGAGCCAGAAGGAAAGCCUGUUAUCUGUCUCUCAAACAGAGCAACUUUUAGAAGAGAUGGCAGAUCCAAUGAUACAAGAUCUUUUACUUUUCCAGCAUGACCAGCAAAGUUAA